Acanthaster planci (crown-of-thorns starfish) is the source of this 6971-nucleotide messenger RNA. RefSeq names its product ras-related protein Rap-2b-like. Lineage: Eukaryota; Metazoa; Echinodermata; Asteroidea; Valvatida; Acanthasteridae. Gene Ontology annotation, cellular component: plasma membrane. The record is from RefSeq and is a predicted model, not a curated record. Gene Ontology annotation, molecular function: GTPase activity; GTP binding; calcium channel regulator activity.
CCCUAUAAUGCGGCGCUCGCCGCAUAUGAUUCACAAUAUGAUCCACAACGUCAUGCAUGUGUUUGGAAACGCACCGGUCCUCAGCGUAUAACAGAUCGAGUCUGGACGAGGCCAAUUUGUACACAGCGUUCAUACUAAUGCGCCGGUGGCCAACGUAGCGUUAAACGGCUUCACAACACUCAACGGACCAGCGGAUGGUGCGUUCGCAUACGCUGAAGGCAGAGUCAUCUCAUUGCCGUGACAUCACCCGUUCCCAUGGUCACGGAUGAUGGCACAAAAAGUAUGAUUACCAUCUCACCAUAGUAGUUUUAAUAGUUCAAUGAAUAAAUUAUUAUCAAUGGCCUUAUAGCGCCAGCGAGGCGACAAGCGCAUGGUAUUAUGCGUUAAAGCGGAGUGACUGAAAAACGAGCGAUACUGAGAUGAUUGGAAUCCCCCCGGCUAGAUGGGAUUUAUAUGAACAUGCGCAGUUGAUGGCGAUGACGUGUCCGUGAAGACAACUGGUGAAUAAUAGAUAGCUAGUGGGCUCUAGUUGAUUCAAUCCUGUCGUCGCGUCGAACAAGGUAGCAUCAUUUUCUCGUAUGUGUCACUAUACAGUGACAGCCCCACGACUACGGUCAUCAAGCAGGCCUCGUCGGGCCUUGGGUUUAAGGUGGUCAAAACCAUUUCAAAAAGUUGCAGCGUCUCGACCGAGCACUCAGCUGAACUUCUUUUCAGACUGACUGCACUUCUGUUUAUUAACUUACCAGCAUUAGCUCUACACAGGCAUCAUUGUCCGAACACGGAUUCGAGCAAAAGCAAAGGAUACCGGUGUGCAGCAUUGUUUAGGUUGCACAUGUGAAUUCAUUACCUGAAGGCAUCGACGCAUCCUGCCGUAGAGAAGUUCUAACGGCCGGGCUGUCCCGCUUUGUUUCGUGUAGUAAAACUUGAGGAAUCACAUUGCUGUCCCCUGCUAAACUCCUAACACUUUGACGUUUGUUGCUGCAACCAACGAAUCCUUUGCGUAAUAAAUAAAAGCAAUUAAGUGCCACUAAGAGCUGACAGAGAGCCAGAGUUGAGAGAGGAAUAAUCAUCGGUCACCUUGUAAUUAUUUGGAAGCUGUCCUCGCUCUCCGGGGCUAGGAAAAGAGUGCAACGACGGCCGCCCGACUCCUCGACAAACAGGCCCGACGAGCCUCCGCGGCCUCAGACCCCGCUCUCGCCAGCCACAUGAUCGACAGGAAGCUGAAGCGGGGCGGGGACAACGGCCCGCAACGGCCACGGGCCAACACCCCUGACCCCCACCCGUCCUCCAAGGACCCGCCGGCCUCCCCCAUGACCAAGACGCUGCACUGGAGCAUCGCCGACGUGACCAUUAAGCAGCAGCAGGAGCACACGUACCGGGGGCGGAGCUCCAGCCUCCCCUACUUGACUCUGAAGGACCUGCCCAAGCUGCCACAGCCCCCUGUGCUCAGGGUGGUGAUCCUCGGCACCGCCGGCGUGGGAAAGUCGUCCCUCCUCAUGCAGUUUGCUUCUUCCUUCUACACAGAUGUCAGCGACUAUGAAUCAAUGCUCUCUGACAAUCCUGAGGAUGAAUUCUACGAAAAGACGGUCGAGAUCGAUGGCCAAAUUACGACACUACACAUAAUUGAUACUCCCUCUUACGGCCAGGCCACCUUUGACGACAAGGAGGAGCAGUACUUAGCCGAUGGGGAUGCCUACCUCCUGGUCUACUCUGUCACGGACCGGCGGAGCUUCAAGAAGGCCAACGAGCUCCGUUUCAAACUCCAGCGGACCAAAGAGACUGAGACAGUGCCCAUCAUCCUGGUGGGUAACAAGACGGACCUAGAGCGGUCGAGGGAGGUGUCUUUCGCAGAAGGGAAGCACUUUGCCGCUCUGUUUGACUGCAAGCUGAUCGAGACCUCGGCAGCCAUCUCCCACAACGUCGAGCAGCUCUUCCACGGCGUGGUCCGACAGUACCGGCUCCGAAGCCGGCUCAAGUCGGAUGAGGAGGAAGAGUCCGGCAGCCGGGGCAGCAUGGACUCCACGGGCAAAGUGGACAGUCCCUGCCGGCAGAGCGUCGUCCAUAAGCGCCGCCGCUCCUCCAUGCUGAACCGGGCGCGUGGGGUCCUGGAGCGGAUACUCCGGCGGAGGAGCACGGACGAGCCGCCGGGUUACCGCGCACGCUCCAAGUCCUGCCAUGUGAUGGAAGUGUUGUAAAUAAACCAAACAAAAUAAUAUGGGCGUUCUGUCCGGCUUGAGAUUCUCCAGAGUGCACAUUCUAGACAUUUACCUUUACAGCCUCCAAACUGUGACUCCACUCUUUGGCUUCUAAGCCUCCAACCUCUGGCUCUAUGGAAGACAAAAAAGCAAAAGUUGAUGGAUUUGCAUUGAACUGCACCCUCUCGUCGAGAACACAACUUUGUUUAUGUAGGUGAAGGCGAAGACGAAGCGCAGAUUUGGGAAAUCCGACCAGCCAAUGAUAUCCACGUUCAACCCCUAUGAAUGAAACCAUUGGGGACCAUUCACUUGCUUGGUGGCAGCAGACAGUACUUGGAGUUUGUUUUUUUUCCAUUUUUGUCAUGCGCAUUGAACUCACGUGCUGUCAAAAUUCCCACUUCUUCUUUUCUAAAUGUACUAAAUGUUCUGGCGUGAGCUUUAUAACACAAAUGCUUUGGGGAACUUUGAAAUAAGAUGAAUUCCAGCUUUUAGAUACCGACUAGACGUUCACAGUAAGGUCGUCAUUAAAAUCACUUCUUUGUCGAUUGCGAAUGAACUAUUAAGUGGUCGUCUGUCCUCAAGAAUUUAAUGCUGCGUUUCCAUGUCGACUUCUGUUUCAAACUACGUUAUUUAAAAGUAAAUAAAGGCGGUAUUUUGUAAUGGAAAGCACUUGCUGAUAAUGGGACAUUUGUGUUCAUAUUUUAACUUGUUCCUGUGCUUUUGCAACAAGAUUAUACAACCGCCCUUACGCUAUUGCCACCCUUUCAUCGUAACACAUAUUUCAUUUUUAUGUGUUCUCCUAUCUUUAUAUCAAGCCUGCAUGACUUGGCAGCUGUAUCAUGUGAUGAGGCCAUCUGUUUGGAAGUUAAAGUUUCUCGGAUGAGAAACAUCUGUUCCUGGCUGACGUUAGCUCCUACAGUUCACCGGAUAGGUUGCUUUUCCGGAAACUUGAGUGGGCUUAUUUUCAUCUAAGCAUUCCCAGCCUGACAAAAUUCAUCCUAAAUAGUGUGGCGGUCAUGUUCUCCUCAGGCUCAUGAAACAUGCCAUUAAAGUUGCAAGGUGUCAAAAAUUUUUAAGUUGUCGGCGAAUAUUUGGUCACUAUGACGACCAGUGAAAGUACGAGUUGCUAUACUUAUAUUUACCCCUCAACGGAGAAGAGGAAAUAUUUUACAAAUGUAAACCACCAUCUUCGGGUAAAGGAGUGCGUACCGCUUAUUUCACGUCACGAAAUACAAAUUCUUUUGGUCGUUUGUUUUUUUUUCUGGGUCCUUCGCGUGCUACUUUUACACGUGUGAAAUGUAUUCUAUCAUAUUUGUAGGCUAGGUUAUGUCCUGCCGAGAUCCAUAAUAACUGAUAUCGAUCAACGAGUGGCCCUGUAAUGUAAGAUACAGAUGUGCUCUCUGGGAUUCGCCCGCAUUGUGGCCGAUGGAAAUCAUGUCUGUGCCAUGCACAAAUGGAGUGUGGGCCAAUACGAUCACGUCACGACUCAAUGAAGAUAGAUAUUGCCGAGCUGUUGUUUCAGCCGCCAAAUUAUGGCGGAUGCUCCAUCAUGUAGUCCUUGGACUCUUCAAAAUAACAUCCCUCGAAAUCUGAUCGAUCGUUGCUGGUAUGCACACCUCGGUGUUCAAGCCAGUAGGGAUGAUAGUAAAGAGCUCGCCUGUGCGAGUGAACCUUAUGAUAUAGGCCUAGCUAGUGUGGCUCUGGUAAUGCUAGAAGUCCACAAAUUAAAGGUACGGUUGACACAUUAGUGGACUUCAGACGUUUGAAUCAGCCUUGUCCCUCAGUCUAAGUGUCUGUCCCUAAAUUAAGUGAGUUGCCAUUAUUUUUACUCCACUGUCUCAGAUGUCAUUUAACAUUGGCAUUCCUCUCAGUUGUGUGUGGACACCUGCAUAAUAAAUCCAGUAGUUUGUUUUGAUGGAAGGCUUUGUGGUCGUUUCCAGUCUAAACACUGCCUGUGUUAUUCGUAUUUCCUUCUUCCCAAUUGAAUUUGGGUUGAAUAAGGAGCGAGCGUGUCUCACACGUUCCUCAAUCCUUUUACCUUGUAGCAAUUAAGGUGAUUGGCCAAUGGCCAUUAUCAGCGUUCCGUGACGUCAUUCGUAAACUGUUUUUAUAAAUUGAUUACGUAUUGAACCCAUAAAGAUGAUGCAGAUGAGCCCCUCUAAUGACUAGUUGUACCAGUCUGUAUGUGUACUUAUAACUGAUGACGGCUCGAUCGAGGCAAAUGAGUCGAAUUCGUGAUAACGGCUAAUUAGACUAAUGGGAUAUGUGCAUUAUCAGUUAUAUAUGAUGCACUUGUAAUAUUGCAGGGGCUAUGAUCAGUAAGAGCGGUCCCAGUUUGAUUCACCUCAAAGUGUUCCAUGACAGACGACUCAUUAAAAUCAUUACCUCUGAAUUUCUUCCUUCGUGGCGUGAUGCACCGUGGUGACGGCUUGAACUUAAAACUGUGCAUAACGCGGCACACGCGGCGCGUGGUAUAACAAGGUGUGACAGGUCAGAGUGGGUGGAAAAUAACGAUGACAGUGUCACCCGCUACGAUGUCCCAGAUGCUCUGUCACGUUCGGCAAAUAAAUCGAUCAAAUGCAAACUAUGACAAAUAUCUUCGUCCACACUGUCGGGGAAAAUGCAUCGUCUGGUCUCAGACAAGCCACAGAUUUUUUAUGGUGGGGAAGCGUCAAAAUUUGGGGGGUAGGUUCAACUUGCUACCAUGACGAAAAUCUGAAACGUGACCCUUGUGCCUGAUUCCUGGCGCUUUUUGAGGUAUUGGGACAGGAAUACUAAAGGUCAGACGUGAGAGGAAUCCUAUUCGCGAGAAAGCAGAGUUUUCAUACAAGAGAGUAUCGAUGCCUACCACAGUGUCAAAUCAACCACUUCCUGCUUCCCCAGUAUCGAUUAAAACAAUCUGUGUAGACUCUUAUUUAUGCACAAUUUUUCUCGAUACUGUGGGGCGUAUUAUGAAGCUGAAUAUUCAUGCGUGUCUUCGCAUUGGGUUCGUUCAGAUACCUGCAGGCGCUCUGCACAGUUUAGACUACACGAAUUUAACUUUCAAAUGUCGGGGAUUCAUCCCUGCAGUACCAAGACCACGCUGCUCGUUUUAAGAGACGACUGCAGGCGUUAAGAGCCUGAUGUGAUGAAUAUCUCAUCCGAAGAUAAUUCACACUUCGUUUCGUCAGGCGUAAAGUUGUCUCAAGUUAUUUUGUGGGAGCUAACCUCAGUGAACCUCAUCAUUGAUUGAACCCUUGCUUUAUGAUAUAUUUGAUCCUUCUGAUGUUUGUAUCUUUCAUCAUCGCUUUUAGAGAUUUAUCUCACAUAACAAGAGGAGCCUCAGCUACGGCAAUGAAACAACGAACAAACGCCCAAAUCAAAGCUAUCAUAGAAAUCAUUAAAAUGCUUGCAAAAAAUGCUUUAUUUUGAGAUAUUUCUAAAUCCCCCCAAUUUGUUUUCCACGAGUAAUUCAAUUUUCUUCUGGGAUUAGCUCAGUGUAUAAAUGAAGACCGUCCAACCAUAAUAUGUAUUCUCAUUGAAGAAUCAAUAUUGCGCUUGAAGCGUAAUAUAAUUCUACAGGUCGUUACGCAACGACUGGUCAGAGUCAAUAGUUAUCGCUGUCAAAAUGAACGCAUUCUUCCUCAAACUGUACAUUUACAUCGCUAAUUUGAUAUUCAGAGUGCAUUUAACCCUUAAAUCAUGCUGGAUUGGAAUUAUACAAAUUGUUGUAUUAAAGCAUUUCCCCGUAGGGUAAGGUAUUAAUCAAACACUCUCGUGGUGCUAUCAUGUAUAUAAAACAGUGGUUUUCAUUUUUGUUUUAUUUUAUCAUAAUUUAUCGAUGACUUUAUCAAGACUAUACUAAAAUGUUUGUUUCAAUUUAUAAUAAUAAAUGUGGACUUUGUAACAUAGUGUAACAUAAUGUAGAAACUGAACCGGUAACAUUCACUCAGUUCUUUUCACUAAGUAUACAUGGUUUGAUUGAUGUAUUUCUUACACUGUGCACGACUUCCUGGUUUUGAAGGGUCGACCGUCUUUCCUAAGGUCUAAAUCCGCCUCGCCGAAAACGUCAAAGGCCGCUGAUGCGAGACAGCCAAUUCGAUCGUUGGUACACUCUGAAACUAAAAGAGCGCUUCGUGAUCUCGAGCGAUGAUACAAAAUCUGAACGGCGCAUUUAUGCACCUUUAGACAGGAAAAUAUGUUUUCUUUCCAUGGUAAACACGCCCACGGGAUUUUCUAGCCGGUCUGUACGUUCGCGAUGCCGACUGUCAAGCCGUCAAAUGACAUGCACGGCACCACCGCGGCUUUUUUUUUAGUGGUGUUGCGGUUUAGAAAGGUUUGCAAGAUAAAUUUAAAGAUUGAUGUUUGCUGAAAUGAAAUCUAAUUAGUGGAGGGCUUCAGACGGAAUUGCCGAGGAAGAAGGCUCUGGAGAGGACAAGUGCCCUGCAUACACGGGAUGUAUACUUGCAGCAUUCUAUACAGACAAUUGCAGCCAAGUACGCGAGAGGUUAGGAUUACUUUCAGGAGAGGGAUUAGACUACAUGUAUUCCAUUUAGGCAUGAAAGAGAAACAUGAUGUUAUCAAUCGGAUAACAUUAUGAUCUGCCUGUUGUGAUUUUCAGACUUGCGUCAGUCUUACCAAUAUUUGUUGUAUUCUGGUUUAUAUUAUGAAUCUGUAUUUCAAACUAUAAAAAUGUAUAUAUAAUCCAUUUUGUUCCGAUGUAAUUUUUGUAUUUCGCUAUAAAUUCUAUGUAUGCGGAGCUGGAAAAUGGAUGAAUAAAAUUUGGGAGAAAGGUCA